Molecule: messenger RNA, 1517 nt
Organism: Babesia bovis T2Bo
Lineage: Eukaryota; Apicomplexa; Aconoidasida; Piroplasmida; Babesiidae
Product: Eukaryotic aspartyl protease family protein
Exons: 7
Coding region: 8-1504 (498 amino acids)
Biological process (GO): proteolysis
Molecular function (GO): aspartic-type endopeptidase activity
Source: RefSeq, a predicted model, not a curated record
AAACGUCAUGAAAUCUAUUUGGAAGUUAGUGUGUACACUUUUCAGCAUCGUGGGAACUGCUUUGGCACUAACUCUUGAAGGUCGUGGAACAAAUAAACACACAUAUGAAGUUAAAUUGAAAAAAAGCGACACAUAUCGAGAAGAUGACUUGCUACGGAGCUACAUGAAUGAACAGAUAACUAGGGAUGCCAUACAGCUACUAGGUGUAGAUGCAGUGUCAUCAAGUACCAUAUCACUUACAGCAUCACGUUGUAACAGAUUGUGGACUACAUAUUACGGUGAGAUUAUCAUUGGCAAUGUAGAAGAUGAGGAAGAUAGAUUCAAAGUACUUUUCGACACAGGUUCCUCGGAAUUGUGGGUUCCAGAUGAACUUUGCCAAUCGUCAGCAUGUUUAAGUCGCAAAAGAUUAACCCGAGAAGGAUCUUGGUUCCCCAAACACGAUGUACAUGGUAAUUACAUACCCAUUAUAGUGAAGUAUCUCACUGGAGAGAUGAAAGCCAUAGAUGGCAUAUCAGAUGUUAACCUGUUGAAUGGUAUAACUGUCAAAAACGCAAACGUAGGCUUGGCUACACAUAUAGAUAUCCCUAUACUAAUGGAUUUGCCAUGGGAUGGAAUAUUAGGUCUGGGUUUUAUCACAGAUGAUCAAAUAUCACGUGGUUCCAAACCGCUGCUACAGUCGAUACAAGAUGACGAGCUAAUGUACCCAAAUUUUAGAAACCAAUUUGCCUACUAUGUGACAAAAAAUGGAGGUAGUGUAACAUUUGGUGGCUACAAAAAUGAGUACAAAAAAUCACCUGGAGAUGUAUUUCAAUGGGCACCUGUGGCUUCGAAAGGGAGCUACUGGGCAGUAAACCUGCUGUCUGUUGGAUUAAAAGAGUCUGGGUACAAAAACAAUAAAAAUAUCCGGUUAUCCACGACAAAAUGUCCAACUUCAGAGAACUUAUCUCCUACAUCUAACAAUGCCGAUGUGCAGCAAAAUGAUCCUGUAUUAGAUACGGAUGAUAAGGAUCCUUAUAUCGCAAAUGACAAUACAAGGCACACCACUGUCAGUACAACAUCAGAGGAUUCAUCUGAUAUAUCGCAAGAGGAAUUUAUUGAAACUGUAUUUCAUAACAGAUUGGAUGAUACUAAAGUAAUUAUUGAUACGGGCACAUUUCUAAUAUAUGCUCCUCAGAAUAUGAAAAACUUAAUCACAAGCCUUAAUGUAAAUGACUGUGAUCAAGUAAAUAAUCUUCCAACACUGGUUUUUACAUUUGAAGGUAAAGGUAUCGCACAAAAUGGAAUGGUUCAAGUUGAACUUGAGCCAAAUGAUUACAUACUGAAGUUUGUGGAUGAAGACGGCCAGAAAAGAUGCACGCUGGCUAUAACUGUUGAUUACCAAGCAGAGGAAUUACAAUUAAAUGCAUGGACAUUCGGUGAAGUGUUCCUGAGGAAAUACUACACCGUAUUCGACUAUGAUCAGAGACAAAUCGGAUUCACACCAAGUAAACAAGAUAUAGAUUGAAUCGCAACAUUGC